AAGCAUAAAACCAUUGUGGAGCCAAGAUUCAAGGGGCAUCAAUGGAGGAAAAAUAUUAAAGAAAUGGAGGAGGGUGUAUGCAUAGAAUUAUCAUGGACACAGUGCGGGGGGCCCAUCUCUUUCCUAAAAGGAAGACAGAAUAAUUAAGCGACCCAGCUUCUCUUAUGAUGGGAUAUUGCAUCAGGUUAACUUCACCCCAGUCUCAGUCUCUUUGAAUUACCAAACCCUAGUCUCUUCUCUCUUUACUGCUAAUCCUCAUCUCUUUUCCUCUUUCUGUGCUCUCCGGAAACUUUUGUAGAUGGUGGCAUAGCUGCCUAUACUGAAGUUUUAACUCCGGAGUUUUUGAUUGAUAAGGGCAGUGAUUCAUCUGCUCCCUGUAUUGCAAACUAUCCCCUCUUUCUUCUAUCUUUGGCUCAACUUCAGUCCUUUUUUCCUUUGAUUUCCCGAAAGCUAUGGAGUUCCUGAGCUCAAUCGUGGGUCUGAUCCCCUGCUUCUAUGAUCACACCUCCAAGCAUACGGUCUACAUUCGUGAUCUAAACAAAAAUCUCCAAGCCUUGAGGAAGGAAAUGGCGAAGCUCAACAACUUGUAUGAAGAUGUGAAGGCAAAGGUUGAACGUGCAGAGGAACGACAGAUGAUGCGCACAAAGGAAGUGGGUGGCUGGAUCUGUGAAGUAGAAGUCACAGUGACAGAAGUUAAAGAAACUCUGCAAAAGGGCGAUCAAGAAAUCCGGAAGAGAUGUCUCGGAUGCUGUCCCAGGAAUUGUUGGUCUAGCUACAAGAUUGGAAAGGCAGUAAGCGAAAAGCUGGUUGCUGUAUCUGGUCAAAUCGGCAACGGACAUUUCGAUGUUGUAGCCGAGAUGUUGCCUCGUCCUCCAGUUGAUGAUCUGCCCAUGGAGGCGACUGUGGGCCCACAAUUGGCGUAUGAAAAGAGCUGUAGGUUUCUCAAAGAUCCACAAGUGGGAAUUAUGGGAUUGUAUGGAAAGGGGGGUGUUGGCAAAACCACCCUCUUGAAGAAAAUCAACAAUGAAUUCCUUGCAACAUCCAAUGACUUUGAGGUUGUGAUUUGGGCUGUGGUGUCAAAAUCGCCCGACAUUGAAAAAAUUCAGCAAGUUAUUUGGAAUAAAUUGGAAAUCCCACGUGAUAAAUGGGAAACUAGAAGCAGUAGGGAGGAGAAGGCUGCAGAAAUUUUGAGAGUUUUGAAAAGAAAAAGGUUCAUCUUGUUGUUGGAUGACAUUUGGGAGGGACUUGAUCUCCUAGAAAUGGGGGUCCCGCGUCCAGAUACUGAAAAUCAGUCCAAGAUAGUUUUGACGACCCGAUCACAGGAUGUCUGCCACCAAAUGAAAGCUCAGAAGAGUAUAGAAGUGGAAUGUUUGGAGUCAGAAGAUGCCUGGACUUUGUUCCGGAAGGAGGUAGGAGAAGAAAUAUUAAAUUCUCAUCCGGAUAUACCGAUGCUUGCAAAGGUUGUUGCUGAAGAGUGCAGAGGUUUACCUCUCGCUCUUGUCACUCUUGGGCGGGCCAUGGCAGCUGAGAAAGAUCCCUCAAACUGGGACAAGGCAAUACAAAAUCUACGCAAAUCUCCAGCUGAAAUCACAGAGUUGGGGCUUGUUCUAGAGGUUCUGACAACAGCUGGGAUUCAAUUAGCUCUAUGUAGUGGGGCCUUGAGUUUUUUGAUUGGAUGCAGAGUAGGGUCUUGUUCUACCUGUUCUUACUCAGUUGGGAUCUGAGCUUCUUCGGCUGCUUCCGUUUCAUCCUGCUCUUUUUCCUUCUAAUUGGUAUAGAUGUGAGCUGGAUUAUGUUUGCUUGCUGGUCUGAGUUUCUGAUAUGUCUAGUGGCGGUGUGCUGAUUCUCAGAGUAUCGUUAUUCAUGGUGCUCGGUCUGCUGGGAAAGUUGGUUAAUGUCCAGAUGCAGGGGCUCAUCUCGGCAGGCUUUGGUUGGGAUCCAUGUGUUUGCUGGAAUUGGAUUCUGUGGGUUGCCUUUGGCUUUUGAUGUAGGCCGGGUUUGUUUUCUUUGUUGAGGCUGGUGGAGUAUGGUGGCUCAGAAGCUGCUAGUAAUCUGUCUGUUGUAUGCUGACGCUGGAAUCUUCAUGGAGGUUGCUCUGGUGGGUCAAUAUGAUAUGGGAAUGCUUUUGCCUUUUGAGUCCUUGGGCGUCAGCUGGUUGCUUGUGUUUCCUCUGCGCUUUAGUUCAUAUACCAGAGUGCAUACUUCCUUGAGUUCCAUAUCCCACUGCCAAGUGUGUUGUCCAUGAUGUAAUGUAAAGCAGUUAAUUUGUAUACCUGGCCUUAAGUUCCUCUCUAGAAAACUUUGAACGCCCUUUAUGAAUGAAAUGUUGUGAGAAAAACUGGAGUUGAUUUUCA
Messenger RNA from Vitis vinifera (wine grape), 2354 nucleotides. RefSeq names its product probable disease resistance protein At1g61190. The record is from RefSeq and is a predicted model, not a curated record. Lineage: Eukaryota; Viridiplantae; Streptophyta; Magnoliopsida; Vitales; Vitaceae. Gene Ontology annotation, molecular function: ATP hydrolysis activity; 2 iron, 2 sulfur cluster binding; ADP binding. The transcript has 2 exons. Bases 453 to 1724 code for a protein of 423 amino acids.